Echinops telfairi (small Madagascar hedgehog) is the source of this 480-nucleotide messenger RNA. RefSeq names its product heat shock protein family B (small) member 9 (gene HSPB9). The transcript has a single exon. The record is from RefSeq and is a predicted model, not a curated record. NCBI's taxonomy places the organism in Eukaryota, Metazoa, Chordata, Mammalia, Afrosoricida, Tenrecidae. Bases 1 to 468 code for a protein of 155 amino acids. Gene Ontology annotation, cellular component: cytoplasm; nucleus.
AUGCAGCGGGUUGAGAGCGGCCUCUCCCAACAGGUGGAGGCCCUCCAGCAUCCCAGCUUGUGUCUCGACCAACAAAACCGGGUGGCCAGGCUGCCGGUGCGGCUGCUCAGAGAUGAACCAGCCGCUGCGGACGAUGACCACGCAGAAGGCGGCUUCCAACUGAAGGUGGAUGCCCAGGGCUUCAGCCCCGAGGAGCUGGAGGUGCGUGUGGAUGGCGGGUGCCUGGUGGUGACCGGCCAGCAGCACCUGGAGAGCUGUGGCCCGAAUGGCGGCGGAUUCCGCAUGGCGCGCAAAGUACACAAGCAAAUGCAGCUCCCGCACGACCUGGACCCGGCCUCCAUGACCUGCUGCCUGACGCCCUCCGGCCAGCUGUGCGUGCGCAGCCCCUGCCGGCUGCUGCCUUCCCUGGGCACCGGGCCUUCCCCCAGGCUGAGAGGCCGCAGUUCUCAGAGUUACAACCUAGCCUGAGCCAGUAAAUAC